AUGUGGAUUUAUAGCGGUUCGCUAAGAAUAAUAGGCGGCUCAAAAGUUCCUCCUGGAUUUGCAAGAUAUCAUGCUUCGCUCCAAACUUUGACAGGAUACCACGUUUGUGGAGGUGCUGUGAUAUCUCGAAGGCAUUUAGUUACUGCGGCGCACUGUGUUAUUGGAGCUGAAAAAGAACAUAUAAAAGUUGUGGUUGGCACGACUGAUUUAGAUUAUGGAGGAUUGGAUUACAAUGUCGAAUUAAUUCAUAUACAUGAAAAAUACAAUAUCAGUCUCAAAUUAAAUGAUAUUGCCAUUUUAAGAAUUAAAGGGUUGUUCGAUUUGGAUAAAGUUAUACGACUUGAAUAUAAAGAAUUGAAUGAACAUGAUACUGUAAUUUUAUCUGGUUUUGGAGCAAAAGAGCCUAAUGGAGAAUCUAGCAGAAGAAUGUAUGCUAUAAAUCUAACGGUUUUGAACCAAGAAACUUGUAAAUAUGCAAUGCGUCACACGAGAGAAGUCUUCGAUAGCAUGCUAUGUACAUUUACUAGGAUUGGCCAAGGUGGAUGCCAUGGAGACUCAGGUGGACCCUUGACCAGAAACUAUAAACUGGUUGGAAUAGUCUCUUGGGGAAUUCCAUGUGCAGUUGGUUUUCCAGAUGUCCACACGAGAAUAUCGUCACAUGUGUCGUGGAUAAAUAAUAUUAUUUAUCCACAACACAUAGUAGGGAAGGAUAUUUGUUUAUAUAAUUUGACAAUGACUUGA
This is a messenger RNA of Bicyclus anynana (squinting bush brown), 741 nucleotides long. Its product is annotated as chymotrypsin-2-like. Bases 1 to 741 code for a protein of 246 amino acids. The transcript has 5 exons. NCBI's taxonomy places the organism in Eukaryota, Metazoa, Arthropoda, Insecta, Lepidoptera, Nymphalidae. Gene Ontology annotation, biological process: proteolysis. The record is from RefSeq and is a predicted model, not a curated record. Gene Ontology annotation, molecular function: serine-type endopeptidase activity.